Messenger RNA from Penicillium paradoxum, 699 nucleotides. RefSeq lists its product as uncharacterized. The coding region runs from base 1 to 699 and encodes 232 amino acids. Lineage: Eukaryota; Fungi; Ascomycota; Eurotiomycetes; Eurotiales; Aspergillaceae. The record is from RefSeq and is a predicted model, not a curated record. The transcript has a single exon.
AUGGCCCUUAAAUACCCCGAAUUUGAGCCUCGUGGAGACAGCCUACGGCGAUGGAUGGAGAAAUCCGAUGAACCUGGAUGUCCGAUUCCUAGGACCGAAUUUACUCUCCCAGAUAGGGAUGAUCCCCGACGGCAUUCUCACACUGUUCAGGAGGAUCUAACACAAGAAUGGAGCUCCUGGGCUAAAAGCAUUGGCUUGCCAGUUGAUGCAGUGGACGGCGACCCAAAACCUAGUUACUAUACGCAGUCAAUCGUCAAGACAGGUCUGGGUAGGUUGACGUAUUGGCUUGGGCGAACGGGACCAGGCGUGAUCUUCAUUGACAAUAUCAUGCGAGUUCCCGAUAGCACAGAUCCACACAUAUCCGAGUACACCCAGGCGUUCUAUGAGAUGAAUUUCCCCUUGGAGAGCUUGAAACACGUUGUCGUCACUACCAUAGUUCAGUCUCAAACCAUGGAUCUUGUCGAACAGAUUUACGAGGCGCAUCCCGAUAAUCUUUUCCCUGCUGAAAGUCCACAAACUUGGGAGUCUCCUUCGCCAGAGUUUUGCGCCAUUCUUGGUACCCCUCUUGGUAAGGUCGUAGGUGCGUUUGUCCUGGGUGCUUAUGGCCAGGGCGUCAAGCGGAUUGCGCGAAUUGUGAGCUUCCAUACUGGCUCAGACUUUGAUAUCUUCAACCUACAGUUUGAUAUUGAGGAUGUUUGA